This is a messenger RNA of Diaporthe amygdali, 1923 nucleotides long. RefSeq lists its product as uncharacterized. Bases 1 to 1923 code for a protein of 640 amino acids. Gene Ontology annotation, biological process: protein dephosphorylation. Lineage: Eukaryota; Fungi; Ascomycota; Sordariomycetes; Diaporthales; Diaporthaceae. The transcript is spliced from 3 exons. Gene Ontology annotation, cellular component: protein phosphatase 4 complex; nucleus; cytoplasm. The record is from RefSeq and is a predicted model, not a curated record. Gene Ontology annotation, molecular function: protein phosphatase regulator activity.
AUGGAAAUUGAAUCCGACGACGACACCUUGCGCAGCCUCGCAGCUGGCAACUCCAUGGACUACUCAACAUGGCCGCUCUUGCUCAGCACCAUUAUAUCGCGUCUUGACAAGAUCGCAAACAACGACUUCCCCAUCCCACGAAUCCCCGAACCAGCCUCACCAGUAGCUCCCUCUCCCCAGGAACCACGCUUUCUCGCCCCUCUCCCCUCCUCCGACGCCCUCGAACCACCGCAAUCAUCAGCCCCCAACGAGGCCGCCAGCUCGGCAGACUCAUCCCAAGAGACCAACAAGGAGAAUGCCGCCCCGACACCACCCACCUCCGCCCCGGCGCCCACUUCCACUCCCGCAGCUGCCGCCGCAGCAAAUACAUCAGCCUCGGAGCCCGGCACGCUCCCGCCGCAGAUCGUCGCCAUGAUCGCCGAGAUCAACGGCGUCCUGAACGAGUCCUUCCACACAUACCCACCCCAUACCAUUCAGCGGCUCGCAGAGCUGGUGCUCCAGCCGAGGCAGCACUACAAGUCGCUGCCGUCAUACUUGCACGCUGUGGACAGGGUUGUUCACGUUACCAGUGGCAACAAUAGCUAUCCCUUGCCGCCUGCCAUCCCAGACAUGUCGUCCAUGUCGCUGGGUGGCCCGAAUGGAGUGAUGGACCAGGGCCAGCCGCAGGAGAACGGAUCCGACACGUCCAUGGCCUGGGUCAGCACGAGCAACGGGAACGCCAUUGGCAGCGAUGAGGCCCUGGGCGGGGCGCUGCUGACACCCAUCCCAUGGCUUCAGAGGCGGUCAAGCGGGAAUCGUGACGGAGACGGAGGAUCCGAGUCCGGGGAGUCGUCCACGCUGGGCUCCGAGGGCGGGCCGUCACCCCUGGCGGCAAACCAGGGCCCGGGAGCGUCGCAGAGGAGCUCACAGCAGUCAUCGCGGCAGUUCGAGACCCGCACCGAGAGCACAGAGACGAUAGACGGGCCCAACGGCGUCGGGAGCAUCGAGACGGUCUCCAUCUCUAUCAACGGCAUCCCCCCAAUGGGCUCGGCCGCGCAGCAGCGCGUCAUCACGCAGGGUGAGCUUAUCCGCCAGGAACAGAGGGCCGGGGUGGUGCCAGUCAGCCAGCUGCAGCGGUCAGGGCCGGUCGUCGUUACCUCGUCGUCGGACGCCUCGACAGCUACCGCGGCCGACGGUAGCCCUCCAGCAGACGCCACCGACAACGACACUGCGAUGGGAGAGGGAGACCCGUCCAAGGACACAAGCAGCGACAAGUCGGACGAGGAGAUGCCCGACGAGGAGGAGGCGCCCCACGCCCGCGGGCCAGACAUCAUCGGCGCCGCCGACAUGGGCCCGCAGGCGCCGUCGUCGAGCACCUUCAGCCUCAGCUCCGGCGGGAACAUGGAGGUCCGCGGCAUCGACGUCGAGGCCGCCGUGGGCCGCAAGCACGAGGCGCCCGCCACCACGGACUCGGCGCCGGACUCAAGCGAUGACGGCGCGGUCAUGACGCCCGCGUCGUCCGAGGGCGAGGAGGCGAAGGCCGAGAAGGCGAGCAACGAGGGCAAGGUCGCGGAGAAGGAGCCCGGGGGCGACGAGAUGGAUACUGCCCCCUCGUCUGCCACGCUGUCGGCGCGGGUGAGCCCAACGCCGUCCUCGAAGCGCGGCGCAGAUGACGACGCGGACGCCGAGUCGGUGAGCAGCAAGCGGCUGAAGGAGGACAGUGGUGAUGCUGAGGAUCCCAAGCCCGAGGUGGAGGAGGCGGCUGAGGAAAAGAAGCCGGCGAACAAGGACGGGGCGCAGGACAAGGAGGGCAAGGACAAGGACGUCGAACUUCCGGACCAGGCACAAUCAGCCGGCGAAGAUACCGGCGCCACCACGACGGAGGAAAAGGAGGCAGAGAAACAUGAGAGCACCACGGAAACCAGCGAGGACCCGGCGGCCUAG